AUGACCACAGUCUCAGAACGCCCAGUUGCGUGUCCGCCUGCGCCUAAGCCUGUGCCGACCAAAGGAGCGACACCAACAUGGAAUAAAAAUGAUCUUGGUCUUCGACUUGGUGUCGAUGUGGCCAGUGCCGCGGCGGCCGGCGCGCUGACAUGUCCGCUGAUCACCAUUAUUGAUCGCGCUAUCAUCGAGAAAGCCUCUAAGGGCUUCCCUAUUCGCCAAACCAUCACAAGUUGCCUCAAGUCCAUGAUCGCCAAACCGAGCGGCUUCUUCUUCAGCACGCCUUUCUUGCUCAUAUACACCCUUUACAGCUCAACUUACCUUACUGCAAAUGUCAUUGACACUAUGACUUCCACCCUCCGCAACCAGUCUUACUCCACUGUGACUCCCGGCCCUGCUAAAUUCAUCUCCACAACGGCUGUCAACAUGGCCAUUUGCGUAUACAAGGAUGCCCGCUUUGCAAAGAUUUUCGGCGCCUCACCACCGGCGUCUUCCCCGGCACAGCCUAAUUCCUCAAGACCGCGCACCACCCUCCGUCCACCAAUGCCGCCUGUCUCACAACCCGUCGCUGCGCCCAAAAUCCCGAAAGUCUCCUAUACUCUCUUCUGCCUACGUGACAGUGUGACGAUUUUCGCCUCGUUCAAUGUGCCCGCCCUCAUUGCUCCUUCAAUACCGGACUUUAUCGCAUCCACACCAGGCAUGAAAGCCGCAACGGCGCAAUUUGCCUGUCCGGCUCUGAUGCAAUUUUUCAGUACGCCGAUGCAUCUUCUCGGCCUGGAUUUGUAUAACCGGCAGCCGCCUGGUGGUCUGCGGUGGACGGACCGUGUGGCCCGCAUUCGCCGGGAUUAUGUGCCCAGCUGCUUUGCGCGAAUGGGCAAGAUCGUGCCUGCCUAUGGUGUUGGUGGCGUUGCCAACGUUCGGCUGAGAUCCUCCUUGAUGCAGCAGCUCGAGAAGAAGACUGAGUAA
This is a messenger RNA of Penicillium macrosclerotiorum, 963 nucleotides long. RefSeq lists its product as uncharacterized. Bases 1 to 963 code for a protein of 320 amino acids. Gene Ontology annotation, cellular component: mitochondrion. The transcript is spliced from 2 exons. Lineage: Eukaryota; Fungi; Ascomycota; Eurotiomycetes; Eurotiales; Aspergillaceae. The record is from RefSeq and is a predicted model, not a curated record.